UGAGGAGAUGUUUGUGUUGUUCUGUGGAGAUCAUUCAAGAACUGAACCUGUUAAACACUCAGACCUGCUUUAGAUUUCACUGCUUUAGUUAUGACGCACUUAUUUAUGGUCACCCUACAGCAGCGUAAACACACGUGACUCUGACGUUACUUCCUUCAGAGACGAUGAAUUGGACGUAUUGAGUUUGAACGAGUGUCUAAAAAGUCAGAUCUGUUCUCACAGUCAGAGACUUUCAGGAUCAUUUAAACCUUAAAUUUAAUCUCAUGUAGUCAGGAUUUAAACUCAGGUUCAGUUAUUUCAAUAAAACCAUCCUGAGACAUUUAGAACAAUCGAAGCGUCGGAGUUGAAGAAGACGGAAAUGUCUGCUGUGACUGCGUCGCUCUGCUCGACUUUGCUGUUUGUCGGCCUCUUCGUGUUUGUCUCUGCAGACCAGAAAAACAUCACAGCAAAGUCUGGACAGAACGUCACUCUGACAUGUCGAGCUCCAAACAACAACAUCAUAAUUAUAGAGUGGAAGAAAGCUGACCUGAAGGAAGAAGUAUAUGUCCUUUUGUACCGAGACGGACACUUUGAUCCACAUCACCAGCAUCCAUAUUUUAAGAACCGGGUGGAUCUGCAGGACAAAAAGAUGAAGGAUGGAGACGUGUCUUUGAUUCUGAAAUAUGUGACGAUUAAUGAUACUGGAACAUACGAGUGUAAUGUCCAGAAAGACGGAGACAGUUUGAAGCUCAUCAACAUCAUCACCCUGAGUGUUGAUCCUCCAGGUGAGUGAGUAGAGUUGAGUGUGUGUGUGAUCAGAGGUGAAGCUGCUUCCUGGUUGUUGAUGUUUGUUUCUAAAGAUGUUGUU
Messenger RNA from Oreochromis niloticus (Nile tilapia), 847 nucleotides. RefSeq names its product coxsackievirus and adenovirus receptor homolog. The transcript is spliced from 2 exons. Gene Ontology annotation, cellular component: external side of plasma membrane. The record is from RefSeq and is a predicted model, not a curated record. Lineage: Eukaryota; Metazoa; Chordata; Actinopteri; Cichliformes; Cichlidae. The coding region runs from base 359 to 772 and encodes 137 amino acids. Gene Ontology annotation, biological process: cellular response to lipopolysaccharide; T cell costimulation; negative regulation of T cell proliferation.